Aplosporella prunicola CBS 121167 is the source of this 3513-nucleotide messenger RNA. RefSeq lists its product as uncharacterized. The record is from RefSeq and is a predicted model, not a curated record. Gene Ontology annotation, biological process: vesicle-mediated transport; endosomal vesicle fusion; autophagy. Bases 1 to 3513 code for a protein of 1170 amino acids. Lineage: Eukaryota; Fungi; Ascomycota; Dothideomycetes; Botryosphaeriales; Aplosporellaceae. Gene Ontology annotation, cellular component: fungal-type vacuole membrane; cytoplasm. The transcript has 3 exons.
AUGGCAGCUCCUGUCGCCCACAUCCAGACAGGCUCUUACACUCUGCGCAGAGUCCUGUCUGACAUUCCGCUGGCCACCGACUCCCAGGCAACAGGCGUGCGCAUAACAUGUGUUGAAUUCUGGAAUGAGAAUCUGUACAUAGGCACCUCAGCCGCCGAGAUCCUGCACUUCGUUCUUAUCCCCCCCGAGCCAAACGACCCUCUCGGCCAGCCCACUUUCAUCAUCGCCUCGCGCCUGCAACCCGCACACAAUCAGCAGUCCGAUGCCGGUGUCCAGCAGAUCCUGCUGCUACCAAAGGCCAACAAAGCAUGCAUCCUCUGCAACAACACCCUCACCUUCUACACCUUACCGGAGCUCAGUCCGGCCUUCGCCGCGCAGAAGCCCAUCACAUGCGCGUGGGUCGGGGGUGUAGACCUCAACACCGACCUAGAUGAUGGCGAGCAGGGUCAGGUCAUCAUGAUGUGCCUGCGAAGCCGCAUACAGCUAGUCAGAAUUGGAGAAGAGCCACGGAGAAUCAGAAACAUCGAGUUCGGCGGAUGCCUGGCAACUGCUCGCCGAGACGACUUCGCCUGCGCGGCAGACGCCCAUUCCUAUGCGCUCUUGGAUGUCGUACAUCAGCAGAAGAUACCUCUCUUCCCCAUAUCCUCUCUCGACGAGGAAGGCGCCGCCGUAGUGGGUGGUGCGUCUCAAGACAUCUCGUUCCAUCCCCACGGACCCUCAAGGAGCGAAUCAUACAGCAGCGAACUCUCCAAACCGCCCGAAGACCGUGGUCAUGGAAGGAGUACGAGCUUGGGCAUCGAUCACGCAAGGUUGGGAAGUCCGAGUCCAGGCCCAGGACAUAGGAUUACGAGGCACGGCUUUGACGCACCUUCAGGACUUGGUCGAAACUACUCGCCAAGUCCUGCCAGAUCUUCUGAACCGACCUCUGCCCCGCAGACAGAAACCCCUGAUAAGGCACUUCCACCUGCCCCUUCGGAGACUCCUGACACGAGACGCCCAUCGCCGCCGCCCCGGAAAGCGUAUAUUCCCUUGAAACCCCAUGUUGUAUCUCCCACGCCUACGGAGUUCCUGCUCACCACCGGCACACACCCAGACGAGCCAGGUGUGGGCAUGUUCGUCAAUCUCGAUGGUGAUGUAGUACGCGGCACGCUAGAGUUCGAAUGUUAUCCGGAGUCCUUGGUUGUAGAUGGAUCUGGAAUAGAUUUGGCAUCUUCGUUGAUGGAUCCCAGCGCAGUCCCCGAAGAGGGCUUCAUCCUCGCGGUCAUGAAGCGCAACACCGAAGAUGGCUCUCGUAGUGCAGUAGAGGUACAGCGUUGGGAUUUGGAUCCUACCGAGGGCGCACCAAAGAAGGAAUGGCUCAACUUGAGCUUGCUCUCGAGUGGACUACGUGACGAGGACAGUAUCGCCCGUUACAGCUCGCAAUCUCUCGGCAUUCGUACCGUGGCCACACAGAGCGAAGUCAAUUUAUCGGAGAUUAGCGACAUCCUGUCCCUGAAGCGUCUCAAUCUGCAGACUCAAGCUACGUCUGGUGAUGCGCCUGAGUAUGACCAGAAAGCAGAGGCUGAUAAGGAGCGAGACGAAGUUGCAUUCACCAGCCGCCUAUGCAGGUUCAAGUCACGCAACCUGCUAUGGAACGACGAGGAGGUAUGGUGGGUCGUGCGCAACCCUCUGAUUGUCCAGCUCGACGCGCAGUUGCGGCUCGCUCAGUCGUCUACGCCCGGCUCCGACAAGAUAGAGCCCAAUCCCCAGAGCGUCCACUACGUUCUCAACGGAAUCAGGGGAAUGGAACCUCGCACCGAAGCCGAGUUCCUUGGAAUUACCUAUAUCCGGCAGAAAGCAUCCUUGCUUCUGUUCAUGGACUUGAUACUCCGCACAUGGUCUGGAGUGGUAGCUUUUGACGUCAACAAGCGUAUGACCGAAGAAGCGUUAGUCGACGGCGAUGUAGACCCACGCAUCAUCCUCGCUCUGCUUCCCACAUUGAACGACGAGGUCGUGCAAGGCAAACAGGGCAUCUGGGUUCAAGGAGGCCUGAAAGAGGUCGUCGAGAAAUUCCUCUCUCAGCACGACGUGUCCGCGAUGCCAAUUGACCCGGCUGGGCCGUUCGGAGACAACCUGCUCCAGCUUGUGAAGCGUUACUUGCUUGCAUGGAGGCGGAAGAAGGGGUUCGGCAGCGUCGCCGAUGAACUGGAAGUCUUCAGCACGGUUGACGCGGCUUUACUCCACGUGCUCUUGCUUUUAGAUACCCAAAGCCCUCCUGGUCCGGCAACCAUGGGAUCGAUCAGAGCCGAGCUGAACGCUCUCGUAGACAACGGCGUUGACAGCUGGGAUCGAUCAAUCGUGCUUUUGGAGCAGUACAACCGCCUGUAUAUCCUCAGUCGUCUGUACCAGAGCCGUAAGAACUCCACCAUGGUAUUGCACACCUGGAGACGCAUCAUCGACGGAGAAGCAAACAAGGGUGGGGAUUUUGUUGACGCUGAGAACGAGUUCCGCAAAUACCUGAGCAAGAUACGGGAUCAAUCCAUGGUGGAGGAGUAUGGAACUUGGUUGGCCAACCGCAACCCCAAGCUUGGUGUGCAGGUGUUUGCGGACGAGAACAGCAGAGUCAAAUUUCGGCAUGAUGAGGCAGUAGCGCUGCUACGAGAGCGGGCUCCCGCCGCUGUGAAGGAGUAUCUUGAGUAUCUCGUCUAUGGCAAGAAGCAAACUCAAUACGCCAACGACCUCAUCUACUACUAUCUAGACAUAGUCGUCAAGCAGCUCGAAACCUCCGAAGACGCCAAGUCGAUCCUCAUGGACACCUACGAAACAUACCGAGCUCUGCGCCCUCCUAAGCCCACCUACCGGCAAUUCAUAACCGAAAACGCGCUCCCCGCCGAAUGGUGGGACAGCCGACUACGCCUGCUCCAACUGCUCGGCAGCAACCAGACGUCAUCGUCAACCUACAACGUCAGCACGAUCCUCAGCCGGCUGGAGCCCUACGAGCGCGAGCUCGUGCCCGAGAUGAUCAUCCUCAACGGGCAGCAAGGGCGGCAUGAAGCGGCGCUGCGGCUGCUCACGCACGGCCUCGGCGACUUCGACACGGCAAUAAGCUACUGCCUGCUCGGGGGCUCGAGCAUCUACCGGCCCGUGGGGCGCAGCGUGGCGCCGUCGGCGCUGCCGACGCGCGACGAGCAGGCGCGCCUGUUCGGGUACCUGCUGCGCGAGUUUCUGGCCAUUGAGGACGCGAGCGACCGGGUGGAGCGGACGGGCGAGCUGCUCGAGCGCUUUGGCCCGUGGUUCGAGGUCGAGGACGUGCUGCGCUUGAUUCCGGACGCGUGGAGCUUGGACUUGUUUGCGGGCUUCUUGAUCAGUGCGCUGCGCCGGCUGGUGCGGGAGCGGAACGAGACGGGCGUGGCGAAGGCGCUGUGCGGGGCGCUGAAUCUGAGGACGAGUGCGGAGGUGGUGGAGAAGGUGGAGGAGAUGGGGUCGACGAGGGAUGAUGGUGUUGGUGCAGCGGGGGCCCCGGUCGAUGCGUGA